GUAAUUUUGACACAAAAAGCGCCAUCUUGCGUUCCUCAGAGACAUUAGACGAUCCGCGAGGUAGUCUUUCAAGAACUUUCGGCGAGAAAAUAUCGAGGAGAAAGAUCAAAUCAAUUCAAAAUGAGUCAAGCAGUUAAGAAGUUGAUUCCCUUGUUGGAUCGCGUUCUCGUGCAACGUUUCGAGGCUGUCACAAAGACCAAAGGAGGCAUUGUCAUCCCUGAAAAGGCCCAAUCGAAAGUUUUGCAUGCCACAGUCGUUGCUGUCGGUCCGGGAGCUCGCAACAAGAAUGGCGAUCACAUUCCUCCAGCAAUCCAAGCCGGCGACAAAGUCUUGUUGCCCGAAUACGGAGGCACGAAAGUCGAAGUUGACAACCAAGAACUUCAUUUGUUCCGCGAAUCUGACAUCUUGGCAAAAGUUGAAGCUUAAAAAAGGAACAAAAUGCUAAAGGAGACGUUUAAUCAUUAAAAAAAUAUAUUUAGAGAAAAAAACCGUAAUAUUAAGCGACAGAGACGUUUUAAGAGUAAUUUUAAGGGCUGCCUAACAAAUUAAGUAAGGCUUUCUUGUGCGACGAUGGAACAAGGCGAUUGUUGCAUUUUUUGUCAUUUUACGUGCAAUCUCUUGUGAAGUUGGCGUGCAGGAGAGUUUUGUUCUCGUUCUUUAAUUUAGCUUUAGUUUUGUACAACAUACCUACAUUUAUGGAAUGAAUGAAAUAGAGUGUGUCUAGUUUUGACUUUACAAAGCUUUUUUUU
This is a messenger RNA of Culicoides brevitarsis, 749 nucleotides long. Its product is annotated as 10 kDa heat shock protein, mitochondrial. The transcript is spliced from 2 exons. The coding region runs from base 121 to 426 and encodes 101 amino acids. NCBI's taxonomy places the organism in Eukaryota, Metazoa, Arthropoda, Insecta, Diptera, Ceratopogonidae. Gene Ontology annotation, molecular function: metal ion binding; protein folding chaperone; ATP binding. Gene Ontology annotation, cellular component: mitochondrial matrix. The record is from RefSeq and is a predicted model, not a curated record.